AUGGUAUUUAUAGUAUGUUGGGAUCUUGGACAAACUAGGGUUGAAUUGGGCCUUGCCUGCUUAGUGCGGAAGUCCGUAAACUUAAGAGACUUUCUCAAUAGUAUAAGUGGACCUCUCAAAGAAAAGAUUCUUGGAGAGAGGUUCAUUCGUGAAUCCAGAUUGAGUAGACUUGCUAAGGUGGCUGAUAUUGUUGAGGGUGAUACUUGGAGAUGGCCAUCAGUUCACUCCCCACCUUUGUCUGAUUUGAUGCGAGCUACGCUUGAUACUUUUCGGCCGGACAGUAAUAGAGAGGUUGUAUUGCGAUGGGAGGAUGAUGUACAUGGAGUCUUCUCUAUUCGGAGUGCUUGGGAGUCUCUUCGACUGCGCUGCCCUAGGGUGACUUGGUAUCACAUCGUAUGGUUCCCUAAAUUGGAGGAUUUGGAUCAUCUUUUCUUUGCAUGCCCAUUUUGUGAGCGUGUUUGGAAUGCUCUGCAUGUGAAAUGUAACUUGCCAUGGGUUCAACGGAGUUGGCUUGAUUCUCUCUCUUGGAUGGAACAAUUUCGUGGGAGGUCAUUGUCCUCUAUCGUUAUCCGGUUAAUGUUUGCGGCUUCGAUUUAUGCUAUUUGGCGUGAACGUAAUGCUAGGACCCAUGGGGAGGCUCCUAAAAAUGAGUAUAUUGUUAUUCAAGAUAUUGUUUUUACUAUUUGUGCACGAGUGAACUUGUACAGUAGCUUGGUUCCAUCUAAUGAAAAUAGAUGA
Messenger RNA from Olea europaea var. sylvestris, 738 nucleotides. RefSeq lists its product as uncharacterized. NCBI's taxonomy places the organism in Eukaryota, Viridiplantae, Streptophyta, Magnoliopsida, Lamiales, Oleaceae. The transcript has 4 exons. The record is from RefSeq and is a predicted model, not a curated record. Bases 1 to 738 code for a protein of 245 amino acids.